Molecule: messenger RNA, 324 nt
Organism: Sclerotinia borealis F-4128
Lineage: Eukaryota; Fungi; Ascomycota; Leotiomycetes; Helotiales; Sclerotiniaceae
Source: the annotation of a GenBank genome assembly
AUGCAUGAAGAAAGCUUUGAGGCAGGUAAGAGCUGGCCAGGUCUGCCGGAUAAGUUGGGAAGAAGUCUUCGCAAGAUUGUGGAUAAGACGAAAGAUAAAGCAAACUCGAAAGCAUCGACCACCGAAGAACAAGGGAAACUGGCAGACCGAGUGGCUCUUGACCGACUGUAUGUUGGAGAUUCGUUCGAGGCGACCGACCCUGAAAUAAUGAUGACCGAAGAGCAUGGUAGGUUGGCAGAACGAUUGGCUUUGGUGCAAUUGAGCCCUGUUGGUUCAGGGAAUGGUGUGCAGUACGACAACGGUGGAGAUAUUGGCAUGGCGUAG